AGAAAAUCGAAGAAAAGUACAAGACUAUACUUAGUCCCGAAGACAAAAAUAUGCUAAUAAAGAUCAAGAGAGCUACACUUACAUAUGCAAAAAAUUUGGCUUAUGUUAAUCUGCCAAUGUCUAAAGCUGCCUUCGAUAACUUAUUCAUUAAUAUGUUAACCCAAAGAUUUCUUGAUAAAAAUAAAUUAAAAAUGGAUACAGGUAAUAUUUGUUCUUGGGCAUCAUCACAAAGACAGAAUAAUAGUCAUUCGAUAACUUUGCGUACCUGA
This is a messenger RNA of Racocetra persica, 269 nucleotides long. Lineage: Eukaryota; Fungi; Glomeromycota; Glomeromycetes; Diversisporales; Gigasporaceae. The record is from the annotation of a GenBank genome assembly.